This is a messenger RNA of Athalia rosae (coleseed sawfly), 689 nucleotides long. Its product is annotated as troponin C, isoallergen Bla g 6.0101-like. Bases 132 to 593 code for a protein of 153 amino acids. Lineage: Eukaryota; Metazoa; Arthropoda; Insecta; Hymenoptera; Athaliidae. The record is from RefSeq and is a predicted model, not a curated record. The transcript has 5 exons. Gene Ontology annotation, molecular function: calcium ion binding; enzyme regulator activity.
CAUUCCGAAAUUCUUGCGCUUUGCACGAGGAAUCUUUAUAAUCCGACAAAAACGGAUACCGCAGUGCAUAUCGAACGGCGAGACUCGACGGUUUACACGCACCAUCCGCAGGACAAUACAUCUGGAAAAAAAUGGAUGAUCUCAACAAGGAUCAGAUAGUUCUUUUGAAGAAGGCCUUCGACGCCUUCGACCAUGAGAAGAAGGGUUGCAUCGGAACGGACAUGGUCGGAACGAUUUUGACGAUGUUGGGUCACGAGCUCAGCGAAAAUACGCUAGCGGAGAUCAUCGCCGAGGUCGACGAAGACGGAUCCGGGGAGCUUGAAUUCGAGGAAUUUUGUACGUUGGCCGCGAGGUUUCUGGUAGAAGAAGACACCGAGGCGAUGCAACAGGAAUUGAGAGAGGCCUUCCGACUCUACGACAAGGAGGGUAACGGCUACAUUACCACCGACGUGUUCCGAGACAUUCUUCACGAAUUGGACGACAAAUUGUCGCCGGAAGAACUGGAUCUCAUGAUAGAAGAAAUCGACGCCGAUGGUUCGGGCACCCUGGACUUCGACGAAUUCAUGGAAGUCAUGACGGGCGGUGACGACUGAAGACACUUUCCGAGGAACCUUGAAAUCGUCGGAAAUCAUCGAACUUUUUACGUUUGACGACAUUCGUUGGCCAAUAUCGGCGAAAAUUUUUAGACG